AUGAACGUCAACUUCGAUACGAGUGGAGGCGACGCCCUCUUGGACCUCUCCUCCUUCGACCAGCGGGACCGGUUUUCCUAUGCCUCGCAAAUCCCCUCAUCCCAGAACAGCCCCCAGAGCGUCACCAACAUGCCCGCUCAGAGGAUCUGGCCCAUUCCCUUGGAUAUGACCUCCAAUGUCGCAGCCUCGAGUCCUCCCGAGGACCAACAAGCCCACUCGCCUUCACAUAGCUCCUCACCUUUGAGCCAGCACUCGCAUCAUUCACCAUAUCAACAACCCGUCAACUCAUUGACCGACUGGGCCCUGCAACAACAUCAGCAUCAGCAACAACAGGCCCCUCAUGGAUUGCCCGAUUAUUCCCAAUAUGUCUCCGACGCCUACAUGCCCGUAACAUACAACCCAUAUGCCCCGGGCUUCCAGACAAAUCCCAUCGACUUUCUCCCCGCCACGACCCAGGCGCUGCAGGCCGCAAACUUUCAACUCGCAUCCGCCUUCAACACGAUGCCUCCCAUGGACGACACUGUUCCGGCUAUGAAUUGGAGCAUGGGAAUGGAGAGCUGGCACGAUAUCCAGGCCGCUGCCUCAGCAUUGCAAAUCGACGGUCUGUCACAUAGCAUCGGCAGCAAUUCGCCCACGGGGACCUUCCUCGAGGUCCUGUCCCUGCCGAGCACCGGCAAUGGAGAGGGGUGGUCAAUGGUCGUUGAGCAGGGUUCCGGAGCAGGAUUCGACCACUUUCAACAGGCACAGCCCAAUGCGGCAAUCUUCAACCCCAGCCAGACGCUUCACUUGAGAACCAACUCGGAUUCGUCGGACGGCGCCAAUUCAUUUGAACUUGGCAGCUAUGAGGAGAUUGCUCCUUUCCCCAUCUCUCCCUUCUCCCCCGAGUCUGAUGGAUACGUCGAUGCCGGAUCUCACCGCAAUUGCUUCGGAGACAACCACAACCAUGCUCAUACUCACAGCCACGCUCACGCACACACUCAUGCCCACGUUCACAACCACGACACAGUCAGUCCUGCAGCUGCCGUUGCUCCCAUGCCCAUCAAGACGACCACUCCGACCCGGCCAACUCCCGCCAGCGGCUCCGGCGCCACAUCUCCCCCCAUCCUCACCACCGCCCGGAGAAACUCGGGCCAGAGACGCAGCCCCGUUACCGGCAAGGCCACCAAGGCCGUCAUUCGCCGCACUUCAACCGGCAAGAAGGAUGGCACCGAGGUCAAGAAGGUUGGCCGCAGAAAGGGCCCUCUUCUACCCGAGCAGCGCAAGCAGGCGAGUGAGAUUAGAAAGCUUCGUGCCUGCCUGCGUUGCAAGUUCUUGAAGAAGACCUGUGACAAGGGUGAGCCUUGUGCUGGUUGCCAGCCGUCUCAUGCCCGCCUGUGGCAGGUUCCUUGCACUCGUAUUGACAUCAAGGACAUUGGCUACUUCAUGAAGGACUGGAAGGCCGACUAUGAGCGCCACCUUGGACGUGGUGUCUCAGUCUACAACGUCAAGGGCUUUGCUCAGAACGAGACUGUCAUGUGGAUCACUCACGGCUAUGGCUUUGCCCUCCCCGUCUACGUCCGCGAGGUCUACGUGGCCGAUGAGAGCUGCUUCCAGGUUGACUGGGUUGAGUCCUGCUUGACCGACCAGGAGCCCAUCGACUUUGACAUCCGCACUGAGAGACUCGAUGUCGGUGCCAAGGGCGUUUCCGUUGAGGCUCUGUCCGACUACCUUGACAAGCACAUUGAUGGAGGCUUCGAGGACUUCAUUGAGGACCACUUUGAGGGCACACCCUUUAUCACCGAGAUCCUCAAGACUGCUCACCGCUACUACGUCAAGGAGCGUAUGCCUGUCAUCCGCAAGGCUCUGAAGCUCGUCCUCGCCUACAACCUCACCCUGCACAUCACCAUGGUCGAGAGCCAAGGUGAGGAUGUUCAACUUGAUGGCCAGAUCGAUGAUGAGGACUCCAAGUACUACGGCAAGACCGUUGCUCCCGUCAUGAUCAACUUCCAGAUCAAGUGUGCCAUGGCCGACAUGUGGCGUGAGCUUCAGAAGGAGAUCCUCGAGGAGCUGUCUGCUCUGUACUCCAGUGUCUACAGCGGCGAGCGUCUCAAGAACUGGCCCACCAUCUUCAUGCUGGCUUCCAUUCUCCUCGCUGUCUGGGAGGAGAUGCAGUUCGACUGCCACUACCGUGUCCCCGACCCGGCUGCUGUCAACAAGUUCUGCAAUGAUAUGGAGACCACCCCUGUUGGUGUCAUUGUUGGCCUCUUCCACGCCAUCUCCCAGAAGCUCCCUGCCUUUAUGGACUGGGACACCGCCAAGCACGGCCACCUCCUGAACAACAACGUCGCUGUCUGUGAGGCUAUGACCGAAGUCCGUCAGCAUGUCAUCAAGCACGAGGCAUACCUGCGUACUCGUCCCGACGCUAGCUUUGACCGUAACGACUUCGACUGCUUGUCGAACAAGUUCUUGUCAAAGCUCGUUAUCCGCGCCAACUGA
Molecule: messenger RNA, 2475 nt
Organism: Colletotrichum acutatum
Lineage: Eukaryota; Fungi; Ascomycota; Sordariomycetes; Glomerellales; Glomerellaceae
Exons: 2
Coding region: 1-2475 (824 amino acids)
Biological process (GO): regulation of DNA-templated transcription
Molecular function (GO): zinc ion binding; DNA-binding transcription factor activity, RNA polymerase II-specific
Source: RefSeq, a predicted model, not a curated record